This is a messenger RNA of Jatropha curcas, 1988 nucleotides long. RefSeq lists its product as uncharacterized. The record is from RefSeq and is a predicted model, not a curated record. Lineage: Eukaryota; Viridiplantae; Streptophyta; Magnoliopsida; Malpighiales; Euphorbiaceae.
UUGAAUCCACAACCAACACAACGUCGUUUUAGCCUAGGGUUGGAUUUUAAUCAUACAAACAGAAAGUUCUCUCAAACUCAAGUUAAACGUAUUCUCCUCCCUCCUCCCUUCCCUGCGCCGCUCGUUUUCUUCACUUCUACAGCCACUGUCUUACUUGAAGACCUUCCCGUUGCUUUCGUUCUUGGCCAUCGCCUCCGCAGCAGAUGUGCUCUUCAAGUGUACAAGUGCUCUUCAGCCGCAGAUGAAUGUAUAAUAAUCUUGGAGCAAAUUAAUAUGGGGCCUGAUUUGGAGAAAUCAAAAGCUUUGGCUAGUAAAGACAAUGGAGGCGUAUCCCAAGUUCAAGAAGAUAAGUUUGCGAAAUGUAUAAGUAAUUAUGAGGACAAUAAUUUCCAUGAGGAAGCUUUAAAUUAUGACCAAGCUAAACUAAGCGAGGAUAUGGAUAUUAAUAUAAUUGAGUGUACAAAAUCUGGUGACAAUGGACAAAUUGAAGCUCGAUGUGAGGAUGCAACUGAGAGUAUGAGUUCUUUUGGUGACACAUUAUCUGAGACUGAGAAUCUUGCAGUGUUAGGUGAUGCUGAAGUUGAAUCACAGUGCUGUCUCUGUGAUGCAGCAGCAUCGGUAUUUGAUGGAGGAGCAUUUCAAAUGAGGAGGAAAAAGUUGACAGACCAUUGGAGGAGAUUUAUACGUCCUCUUAUGUGGCGAUGCAAGUGGAUAGAAUUGCAAAUUAAAGAAUUUCAGUCCCAGGCGCUUAAGUAUGACAGAGAACUUGCAGAACAUGAACAGAGAAAGCAGUUUGAUUAUGGUACGUUUUUAAUAGAAGGAAUUGAUGCAAAGUCAACACCAUUUUCAAGUUGUACUAAAAGGAACAAAGUCAUGAAAAGAAAGAAAAGAAAAAGAAUUGAGGAGGCAACUGACAUAUCAUCAUAUAUGCUACAACAUAACCUCUUUUCCUAUUAUGAAACUAGGAAGUCUUCUGCCAAUGGUGCUUCUAUGAAUGACAAUUGCAGCAAUAAUCCAGAUAAGGCAAUCAAUGUUAAUGAUGAGUUUGGCUUUCAAGAUGGAUGGGCAUCUCUUGAGACCAAAGGAAUUGAUAAUAUCUGUGAAAAUAUUCUUUUGAAAAUUGAAGCAUUACAAUUGCUAGUUCGCAAGUUGAAGGUCCGGAUUGAGAAGGUGGUGAGUGAAAAUCCUGGGAAGUUUGCUUCUGUUAAUAGGCUGAUCAUGCCUGUAUCUUGUGAUGCAUUGACCAGUUCUGAUCAAAAUCCUGCUUCCCCUCUUGAAAAUGAUGAUAGAAUGCCUGUUAGAUCUCUAUACACCAUCUCACAGUUUCUCCCUGAAAGUGCUGUUUCAAGUCACGGAGAGGUCACCACUCAUCCUGAUAUGAUUGAAAGCACAGAUCAGCCUGUGGUUGGGGUUUCAUGUGAAGAUACUAAAGAAGGAAUUCUAAUAAAUAAUCAGGCAGCAAAGGAAGAGAUGCAAGACUUGAAUAUGUUCAGAAACGAGGUCACAGAGAAGCAUCAGGUAGAGACAGAAGAGCAGACAUCAUGCGUUCCUGAAGCUACUAACAUAUCCACAGGUACAACUGUGCCUCGUGUAAAUUUUGGUGGAAAAACACUUCCAAAAUCCAGGAGCAAUCUUUCCAAUGACAAGAAGAAGACGGGGAGGAGAAAAUCUGGCAGAGGUGGCCGGAACCGUAAAUCCUGAGCUUAGCUGGAUAAGUGAUUUAGAUGUCUCGAGUACAUAAAAGACUGAAACUUCUUCAAAAGUUGUUGGAAGUAACACUUUUGCAAGAUGAUAAUUGUAAAUGCUGAUGCAUUUUCUGAUGUGUAUCUUCCCGCUGCCCAUCUGCUGCUUACAUAUUUGUACAUGCUCCAUAUUCAUUAGGUCUCUUAUCUAUGCUGUAGAGCAUUGGAUGCUUUGUUUAGAGAUGUGCUAUUAUUUUAAUACAAUUAUAAUUUUGUUUGUGGAAAUAUUUUUUAGAUUAGUGAGAA